Messenger RNA from Diaporthe citri, 801 nucleotides. RefSeq lists its product as uncharacterized. Lineage: Eukaryota; Fungi; Ascomycota; Sordariomycetes; Diaporthales; Diaporthaceae. The transcript has a single exon. The record is from RefSeq and is a predicted model, not a curated record. Bases 1 to 801 code for a protein of 266 amino acids.
AUGACAUCCGCAAACGCAGCGUGGUCGUUCCUGAGGGACAGGCCCAAGGCUAUGCUGCCCCGAAUCAGGCAAUUCGAAUUGCACCUCUACGGCUGGGACGAGUGCGAUGGGUUCCAGGUUCUAGACCAUCAAGUUUGGGAAAACCUCAUGGGCAUCAUCAAGUCGCACAUGAAGCUGCAGCACCUGGGCCUUCACUUCCGUGGGCGUUUGGCCGACCUUCGUGACAGCGACGCCACUGGCACUGCUGAGUCCUUGAUGAUUUCCGACGGAGAUGUUCCAAGCCAAGAUCCACGCAUUACUGAAUUGACUCAAUUGCCCAUGCUCAGUCGACACACAAUUCACUUCUCUGGUUCUCGUGAACCGAAGUAUUCAGUGGAUCGACACAAACAUCGCCGAGCCUGUUUCACCGCCCGCAGUCAUGAUGUCUGUCACAAUGCGGAUUCGGUUCUCAAACUUGCGGCACUGGUCAGGGUUCUUCGCAGCAACCUCCUCUACAACGGGCAAACGCUGGGUUCCAAAAACAUAAGCGCGCAGCUGAUGGAAGAUUCAGAGUCGGUUACGAACGUCACCGAGAGGCAGGACUGGGACACUCGCCACGACUCGAAGUGCAAUUACUUCCUGAGCAUGCAGACCGACGACGACGGUGCGGGCAAUUGUCUCCUACCCUGGCAGCAUCGCAAGCCUGCUAGCGACGAGAACACAAGGGAUCAACCGCAGGACGGUUUCAUCGACAUAUUCGAGCCAUUAGGUGACUCCACGUCCCUAGACAAUGUCAAAACCAGGGGCAGACGCCAUGAUUGA